Molecule: messenger RNA, 6986 nt
Organism: Toxotes jaculatrix (banded archerfish)
Lineage: Eukaryota; Metazoa; Chordata; Actinopteri; Toxotidae
Product: protein kinase C epsilon type-like
Exons: 15
Coding region: 816-3125 (769 amino acids)
Biological process (GO): protein phosphorylation
Molecular function (GO): diacylglycerol-dependent serine/threonine kinase activity; ATP binding
Source: RefSeq, a predicted model, not a curated record
GGAGACAGUGUCGAGGGAGGCAGCCAGAGGUAUGUCCACGGGAAGUUGAGAUCAGCAGCAGCAGUGGAUGAAACCAGGCCGUGCAACGAGCAACAGGAACCCCUAUUUACCUACCUACCUACCGCCUGAAUCGGCCCCUCCUCCGGUUGUUACCAGCCGCUGUCUGGUCGCAGCGGUCCGGCUCGAACAUCCCCGUUGCGCCGCGGCGGUUUCCAGCGGGCAUCUGGAGCCCCCCACCCACCACAGGGUGCGAUGCAACACAGGCUAGUGCUUCCACGGUGCCGUGCUACAGCUAACCGAGUUUUUUAAUUCCUCGAAGGUAAAAAGCAUGACAGACCGACUCACAUCUGGGGCCUUUGCUCGUGUAUUUUGUGCUAACUCUCGGCUGUUGGUAGCUGUUCACAUUUCUUCCGUGCACCUCUGAAGGAGGCUUCCCCGGGUCAGCGGACGUUUCUCUGUUGCUGCAGUUUAUUUUAUUUUUAUUUAUUUUUAUUUUUUAGGAAAUCAGUAGCGUGUUCGACAAGUGUCAACGUUUCGCGGCAAACAAAAAACAAACAACAAACAGCGGUUCAGACCAAGCAGAUUUAACUGCUGGCGUGUCUGACCUGCAGAGGACUGCGUUUUCUCCGUCACAUUGAGCUGGAAGGAGCACGGCGCCUGCCCGGAGGACCACCGGUUGAACAGAGCCGUUAUUCAAACCGUUAGAGCACGAGGAGCCGCGGUGUAUUGGAAGUGGUUGGGGAGAGAGGUGCGCGGGGCUCAGUGUAAACAAGUUAACGGUUCGCGUAUCGAGCGUCGGGGACCGUUUCACCGCCAUGGUGGUCUUCAACGGGCAGCUAAAGAUCAAGAUCUGCGAGGCUCUGAACCUCAAGCCGACUGCCUGGUCCCUGCGUCACGCCGUCGGCCCCAAGACUCAGACCUUCCUCCUGGACACGUACAUCGCCCUGAACGUGGACGACUCCCGCGUGGGCCAGACCUCCACCAAGCAGAAGACCAACAGCCCCGCGUGGAACGACGAGUUCACCACGGAGGUGCACGACGGCCGCAAGAUCGAGCUGUCCGUCUUCCACGACGCGCCCAUCGGCUACGACGACUUCGUGGCCAACUGCAUCAUCCAGUUCGAGGACAUCCUGCACAACAACAGCAAGCACUUCGAGGACUGGAUUGACCUGGAGCCAGAGGGGAAGGUGUAUGUCGUCAUUGACCUAUCAGGAUCUUCCAGUGAAGUUGCAGCGGACUCUACUGACAAUGAGGAGCGUGUGUUUCGGCAGCGGAUGCGUCCCAGGAAGCGUCAGGGCGCUGUCCGCCGGAGGGUCCACCAGGUCAACGGACACAAGUUCAUGGCCACCUACCUGAGACAGCCCACGUACUGCUCCCACUGCAGGGACUUCAUCUGGGGCGUCUUAGGAAAGCAGGGCUACCAGUGUCAAGUGUGUACCUGUGUGGUCCAUAAACGCUGCCAUGAGCUGAUCAUUACCAAGUGUGCAGGGAUGAAGAAGCAGGACGACACAGUGGGGGAGCCCGUCGGGUCCCAGAGGUUCAGCGUCAAUGUCCCGCACAAGUUCAGCAUCCACAACUUUAAAGUUCUCACUUUCUGCGACCACUGUGGGUCUCUGCUCUGGGGUCUGCUGCGACAGGGACUCCAGUGUAAAGUGUGUAAAGUGAACGUACACAGGCGCUGUGAGAGUAAUGUAGCUCCCAACUGUGGUGUGGAUGCCAGAGGAAUCGCUAAAGUCCUCUCUGACCUCGGAGUCACACCAGACAAGAUCUCAAACAGCGCCCAGAGACGGAAAAAGCUUCCUCAGGGUCAGGACCCCCAGCAGCAGUUAUCAGGGACGCCUCAGACAGAAGACGAUCGCUCAAAGUCGGCCCCCACGUCCCCAUGUGACCAAGAUGUGAAGGAGCUGGAGAAUAUCCGAAAGGCUCUGUCCUUCGACCACCGUGGAGAGGAGCACAAAACUCAUCCCCUGUCUUCACCCUCCUCUGUAGCUACGGUAACGGGGGACAGCCAUGGAGGACCAGACAGAGGAGGGGAUGGAGGCAGCGGUGAAGUGGAGGGAAAACAGAGCCGGGAGAACGGAGAGGUCAAAGGUCACACCACUUCAGAGGCUAAGAGGAUGAAUCUUCAUGACUUUGUGUUCAUCAAAGUUCUGGGAAAAGGAAGCUUUGGAAAGGUGAUGUUGGCAGAGCUUAAAGGCACCGACGAGGUCUACGCCGUGAAAGUGCUGAAGAAAGACGUGAUCCUGCAGGACGACGACGUGGACUGCACGAUGACUGAGAAACGGAUCCUGGCCCUGGCCAGAAAGCAUCCCUACCUGACACAGCUCUUCUGCUGCUUCCAGACUAAAGACCGGCUGUUCUUCGUGAUGGAGUACGUUAAUGGAGGCGACCUGAUGUUUCAGAUUCAGCGAUCGAGGAAGUUCGACGAGGCGCGAUCCCGAUUUUACGCCGCUGAGGUCACAUCUGCCCUGAUGUUCCUGCACCGGCACGGAGUCAUUUACAGGGACCUAAAGUUGGACAACAUAUUAUUGGAUGCGGAGGGUCACUGUAAGCUGGCAGACUUCGGGAUGUGCAAGGAGGGAAUCCUCAGCGGAGUCACCACCACCACCUUCUGUGGGACUCCAGAUUACAUCGCACCUGAGAUCCUUCAGGAGCUGGAUUACGGCCCAUCAGUGGACUGGUGGGCUCUGGGGGUGCUGAUGUACGAGAUGAUGGCAGGCCAGCCGCCUUUCGAAGCCGAUAACGAAGACGACCUGUUCGAGUCGAUCCUCCAUGAUGAUGUCCUCUACCCCGUCUGGCUCAGCAAAGAGGCUGUGUCCAUUCUCAAAGCGUUCAUGACUAAGAGUCCUAACAAGCGUCUGGGCUGCGUGGUGGCUCAGGGUUUGGAGGAGGCCAUUAAGCUCCAUCCAUUCUUCAGAGAGAUCGACUGGACGCUGCUGGAGCAGAGGAAGAUCAGACCACCGUUCAAACCACGCAUCAAAACCAAAAGGGACGUGAAUAACUUUGACCAGGACUUUACGCGUGAAGAACCCGUCCUGACGCUGGUGGAGGAGAACAUCAUCAAGCAGAUCAACCAAGAUGAGUUCAAAGGGUUCUCUUACUUUGGAGACGAGCCUGUGGCCUAGACGCACACACUGACACACACACACGCACGCACACACACACACAGUUAACCUCUUACGUACACACCCGCACAACACCUAAAAAAUCUUCAAGCAAAGACACAGUAUUUAAAGAAACAUGGCCUCUGGAAUGAGACCUGAACUUCUCCGGAUUCUGACCUCUCCAGGAAUUAUACUAGACCACCUGUAUCUCUCAUUAUGGUUUCUGUGCUCUUGUUGUUUGUCCAUUUGUGCAUAUCUCGUCAAAGCGUAUGCUCGAGCAGCAUGUAAGCGAAGCACCUUUACUGUAAGAAAUGCCCUGCUGCUCCUGUAGUUGGUCCGGAUGUGUUUCUGAUGUAAGCAACGCCGUGGCGUUCUGAAGCCAUUACACGGGCAAGAUCAGAGGCUGUUCGUAUCUGUGUGUGUGUGUGAGAAAGGUGAUGUGUGUACAUGAGUGCAUGCAUGCGUAGUUGCAUACCUCUAGAAAGAGUAAGACUGUCAUGUCUGUACAUGGUGUGUUGUAUCCUGUCUCUGUGUUUAAAGAAUGUUUUUUCUUCCCUAAACAUGUAUGUGAAUGGAAAAAAAAAAUCAUUGAUUGAUUGAUUGUAUUUAAAGAAAAAUAGAUCUUGAAAAGUUCUUCAGUCAUUAUGAAAAGAGAUGUCAGAGGAAGAUGCAAGAAAUCAGAGAUUAGAAUUUUUUGUCAGUACUUUAUUUUAAAUUUAAGUAAAAACUGGCAAAUUAAAUGUUAGAUGAACGUUAAGAAGAUGCUCCACAGAAGUGAAUUUUACUUCAGCUUUAUCUCAGCAGUUCUUUUCUUAUUGUAGAGAGAAGGUCGUGCUGUUUUUCCUUCGCUCUGCUUCUUUUAGCUUGUUUGAACGUCGAUGUUUUAUUUUCUUCAUGAAAAUGAAAUGGUACCAUUAGCCACCAGCUAACAAACCUACAGUAGCUCACCACUGGGAGUGUCCAUUGUUUUAGUGAGGUUUGCUUACAGUGUUAACAAGCUGUUUUUCAUACAGUGUGAUACUUGACAUUGAGACACUGGUGCAAUGAAGCCGAAUAAUGAGCUGAAACCUAAAAUGUCAAGAGAGCCCUUUAAAAAAAAAACAAAAAAAACGAUUUCUUUCAUUUCAAGAACUUGUUACUGAAACUCUCAGCGCAUCUUCCAGAGUAAUGUCUUUCUCUGUCCACUCCUUAAAUCCCAUCAUGUCCAUUUGAUCCUUGAAUUCUCUGUGUGUGUUUGUGUGUGUGCAGUAAUGGUGUACUGGACCUACAGCGUCUAACAUCCAUGGUUCCACAUCAGAGUCAUGGAUCAUACGCAGAGGAUGAAUGUGUUAGCCCAUGUGACUGAAUGUGUGAUAAGUGAAUGUAUUUGCGGUGUGUGUGUGUGCGCGUGUGUGUGUGUGUGUUGUCAUUGUGUUUUACUUUCUAUUUAAGGUUUUGUUUUUGUCAUUGUUGUGUUGUUUUUACUGGAUCAUCUGGUUCUUGCUGACGUGUUAGGAAUCUUUAGAUUUCAUGUUGAUGCAGUGAGACUGACCCGAUCACAAACUCUGACCAUCGUGCUUCGGUCCUCCUCCACCUGUGGACAACCUGGACAUGGAGGUAAAAUGAGCUUUAGAUAGACAGAAAGGCCUCAGAGGGAACUUCAGAGGUGUCUCUCCAUGUUUCAUGUUGCAGGUCAGAGUUAUGACUGGACAGUAAACUGAAUCCAAACAUCUUCAUGAGAAGCCCAUGUGCAAUACUCUGAGUUUUUUUUUCUAUCUUCAUCCUCUUUUCUUCCUUUGUUCUUCUUUUUCUUUUUCCUCUUUCUUUCUCUCUAGACUCUACAGACAUGUUCUGGUACAAAGUGGACAACAGUAUGUUUCAUUGUGGGGCCCAUAGAAGUGAGAAAAUUACACACACACACACACACACACACUCACAGUAAACAUUUCACCUGAGAGUUUUUCUGAGAAACACUCACAUACAGUUGGAUUAUUAAAGUUUUUAGCGAGGCGCUGUGAGGACACGCGUCAGAGCAUCAGUCUUGGAUAUGAAUGUUGAAUAUGAAGAGCAGGUUUGGUUCAUUCGUUUCUGUUUUGGAAUUUUUUUGUCGUUAUAUUUGUGACAAAACACAAAGAAUGAGUGCAGCACCUUCGUGUGUUACUCUUUGAUAUUAAUCAUUUCCCUGGAAAAAAAAAAUCAUGUGGUACUGAUUAUCAGAAAAAUUAAACCGUUCAGUUUUCACACUUUAUGUUAAUUCCAGUAAAUUAUUAGUUUGACUGGAAGAAUCUUUAAUUGAUGUGAAAAUGAUGUGAAAUAAUGAACAGAUUCUGGUUUUAAUGGAGCUUUCUCACCGUAAUUAGAACCAAAUCGCUUGGUUCUUUCUCCCCAGGAAAUUAUUAGGAACUUCCUGACCCAUAAAAUAAAGUUUUACCAAACAGGAAAAAAGUAUUCUCAUGAAGAGAAUUUUAAAAAAAGGAACAUAAAAUCUGCAGAACCUGACCUGCUCUUCCUUCUGAUCAGUUCUACUGAGCUUCACCGCUCGCUGGAACAAACCUGAACAAGCCUUCACUCCUGAGGCCUGAAGUCUGGGUGUUGAACUGCUGCAACAUCAUCUCAGACAUAUUGUACAGUACGUAAACACGAUCCUGAGUCAGGAUUGUCGAUGCUCACAUCUCAUUUCGUCCACAGACUCAAACCACACAGCACUUUCUUAAUUGAUGUGACAGGCAUUUCUUUCCUGGCUUUAGUUGCCUGACCGGAAACAAACAAACUGUGGCUGCCAUGCAGAGAUUACAGGAACAGCCAGAGUGUCAGUGACACGCUGAGUUACUGUCUGAAAAUAAUGUGUCGUAUAUUACGGCACAGAUUCUACAGCAGAAUGUACUAAACAGUUACACAUGAAUGUCAUUUGUAAGAGUUGAGGUUAAUUUUUAUUCUUUCCAAACAACAUGGACAUGUAGGACAGAGACAGGAGCGUCAACCAACGAACACGUCCACGGGACAUUUAUAAUGAGCUCUCUGUAAUCACUCAUGAGCCUAAUGAGCUGCCGUGUCACCUGCCAGGCAAACAGGCAGGACUGCACAUGUAGCAGUAAACACAGAGCUCGUGUUGUAGCAGCAGCAGUGGGAGUGGAAGGUGUGUUUCAUUCAGUAGCACUUAAUAAUCAUUAAGCACACACACAAAAAUAUUUAUGAAUUUAAAGAUUUACGACCAUUUAACCAACUUCCACAACAUGUUUAUGCUGCCCAUCAUUUCUCUUCUCUUCUCUUCUCUUCUUCUCUUCUCUUCUUCUCUUCUUCUCUUCUUCUCUUCUCUUCUCUCUUAAUGUGUCUCAUGUUGCGUCUUUGUUUAGUCUUAAUUUAAAUUCGUCAAGCUGUUUGUCCCACUAUGACCCAAAAAGGAUGUUCUCUCUCCCAGAUGUCCUCCAUGCUAAAUGCCAAAUGCUAUUUCCAAAUUUUCCACUGACAAUCCCUUUAGUUUAAUGUUUGUUACAGAGGAAAAAGAAAAUAUACUUCGUGUUGGAAGCUUGUUUUUUUGUUUUGUUUUGUUUUGUUUUGUUUUGUUUUGUUUUUUCCACACCAGUGAUGCGUGGAGCUGGAGUUGGAGACAGUAUUAUGGUUUUUCUUACAGUAUCAAACGUUCACCUUCCUUGGGUCACAUGCAGAAUGUUACUGUUUUUGUUUGUUUUUGUGUUUUUGUGCAGUCCCUGUGUUUGUGAAGCUGUUUGUACAUUUUGUCAUCUGACCUGUGGUUUUGUUCCUUUGUGAAUUCUUUCCAUGUCUUACAUGUGUGUUUCUGUUAGGAGUUUUCUUUCUUUUGCGCUGCGUGCCAAAUGUACUGUAUUCUGAAAGGAUGUGAAGGUGUAUUUUAAUUUUUGAAAUGAAUUAAAUAUCAUGAUGUCA